Encephalitozoon intestinalis ATCC 50506 is the source of this 372-nucleotide messenger RNA. RefSeq lists its product as uncharacterized. The record is from RefSeq and is a predicted model, not a curated record. The transcript has a single exon. NCBI's taxonomy places the organism in Eukaryota, Fungi, Microsporidia, Unikaryonidae. The coding region runs from base 1 to 372 and encodes 123 amino acids.
AUGACAGACAGAACAGGACCUCCUCUCAGGAUCCUCUCGGAUUCGCUCAGGAAGUUUAGAUAUAUCUCUGGUGCCAUGUUUUACGGCAGAAGGGAGGUGUCUCUCAUAGAGGUUGCUGGAGUGUGUGUCCAUAGAGAUGGGAAGCUUGCUCGGAUGCUAGAUUUCUGUGGAGAGGUCCUGAUUGAAACAGGAGGCCAAGAGAUCUUCUUGGACUUGGCGUAUCUGUUGGUGUGUAGAGUGUACAUGAAAGAUGGAAGAAUGAACUUGUGUUGCAAAUCCGCAAGGAGGCUGGGAAUUUUUGAAGAGAUGUUCUUUUGGGCAGAGGCUUCUAACCUAAGAAGAUCAUUAAAAUACAACCGAAACAGACAUUGA